AUGGGCAAAACACGCGAUCCCAGCCCGAGCGCAAGCUCAAAUGCCUCUUCGGAUGCCGAAGAACCCAAGGUCACCAAGGUCGAAAAGACAAAGAAGCGCAAGCGCGUCGUCCUGCCCGAAGAUGAAAUCGAAGUCGACGUCAACGCCCCGGAGCCGCCGUCCAAGAAGGCCAUGCGUGAGGCCAAGAAGGCCGCCAAAAGAGCAAAGGACGAUCCUGAAGGUGCCGCUGCUGCCGCCGCCGCUGCAAUCGCCGCCGCAGAUGGAGAGAAGAAGCGCAGUGACUAUGGUAUCUGGAUUGGAAACCUGGCUUUCGCCGUCGACAAGGAUAUGCUGCGUGUCUUCUUUACUCGUCAGGCGCAGAUCCCUGAUGCUGAGAUCACUCGCUUGAACAUGCCUGUUCCUCAGGGUCCUCCCCAGCCCGGCCGCACCAAGCCUUCGAACAAGGGUUUUGCCUAUGUCGAUUUCGCUACCGAGGAAUCCCUCAACAAGGCCAUCGCCAUGUCUGAAACUCUUGUCAGCGGCCGCAAAGUCCUCAUCAAGAACGCAAAGAGUUUCGAAGGCCGCCCCGCCCAGGCAACCGCUACCGUAAACGCCCUCGCCGGCAACGCAGACUCGAGCGAAGCCGCUGCAGCAGGAGGUGCAGCUCCCAACAAGAUCGGUCCCAAUGGCAAGCCCGUCAUGCCCCCCAGCAAGCGUGUCUUUGUCGGAAACCUCAACUUUGACGUCACUAGAGAUGAUUUGGAAACCCACUUCGCUCAAGCCGGAGAGCUGGAAGACGUCUUCAUGGCAACCUUCCAAGACACCGGAAAGUGCAAGGGAUACGCCUGGGUCCGUUUCGCCGACCUCGAAGCCGCAGAGUCGGCCGUCCGAGGCUUCAUCUGGAAAUUCGACGAAGCCAGUGACGACGAGGAAGAAGAGGAAGACGAGGAGGAAGAGAAGGAAGAAAAGGCAGCCUCAGCCUCAGGUUCAGACUCCGACAGCGACGAUGAAGACGCAACAGAAAAGCAGGAGACCAAAAAGACAACGAAAAAGCCAAAGAAGCAAAACAAACGCAAAUGGUUCAUCAACCGCCUCCACGGCCGCCCCUUGCGCUGCGAGUUCGCCGAAGACGCCAGCACACGCUACAAGAAGCGCUUCGGCAAGGAAAGACCCGCCACAGAGUCACACAUUUCAGACGCAGCACCCAUCACCGAAGUCGACGGUGGAGCAGCAGAAGAGAGACCUCAAAAGAGAUCCAGACCAAAGGGUGACGCAGACGCCAGACAGGAAAUGCGCAGAAAGAAGUUUGACGCCAGAAAGAUCAGACCGGGUAAUGCGUUGGCGAAUGCGCCGAGAGCUUCUGCUGCCAUUGUCGAGGCUGCGGGUAAGAAGAUUUCGUUUGAUGAUUAG
Aureobasidium uvarum is the source of this 1389-nucleotide messenger RNA. The record is from the annotation of a GenBank genome assembly. NCBI's taxonomy places the organism in Eukaryota, Fungi, Ascomycota, Dothideomycetes, Dothideales, Saccotheciaceae.